AUGUUCUCUAGAGCCGUCUCGGGCGGAUUUGUCUGCCUGCGAUGCCAGUUGCAACGGUCUAGACCUGUCCAUGCAACGCGGAUCCUGCCUCUUGCUUCGCAUUCACAACUCAGGCGCAAUGGGACCGAGUCGGACUCAGGGGAUGGAGGCGCCGAUCAGGAUGCCGAAAGGGCCAUUCCGAUCGAAAAGGAGCCCGUCGGUCGUGUGAGCCGAAAGGACGCACCCACGAACAGAAGCAAGGACCGCGUGCUCUACCGGUCCAAGGGCCGUCGGGUGACGAUGAAAGGCGAGACACUUGGGAUCGACAUAUUAGGGAAACCGGCCGAGGCUAUUGUCAUGAAAGAGCAUAGCAAGAUCAGGCGUCGAGACUCGCCGUUGGGCCUCGACAAUUAUUCCAGUCUCGACAAUGCCAUCCGCCAAAUCGAUGCGGAAAACCUAUUCAGCGAGGAAGGCGUCCUCGUUACCCCUGAACGAGUCCAAGAGCACAUUGAAGAGCUGAGGCCGGUCGAAGACACUAUACUUUCAAAGGCCGAGUUUGAUCGUAUUCGUGACGUUCUGAUUCAGGGCUUCACGACGGCGCAAUUGCAGCAAUACAUCCGAGAAAACGGGGGUCAAGCCGUACCUGGAGCAGCAGAGAGCACCGUGCCGAAUGCGCCAUGGAUCGUGCACUAUACACCUUGGACCCCAGAAGCCGACGCACGUAUGCCGGCCAAUCUCCGAGGAUAUAUCAGUUCUUCCCUGAGUCCCAAGCAGAAGGUGGCCACACGGCUAAUGCGACUGUCUUGGGAUCUGUCGAUACUGGAGCUGACAAGUGCCAUGGGCCAUGUCGACGUCCAGCUCAGAGAGCCGGAGUUCUCCCUACUCGUUCUUGGGGGGCAGUCUUGGCUGGCGGACAUCUCCCGUCACUACUUGCGAGAGGGCAUGCACAUCGAGCUGUUCCGGACGCAGAAAACAAUGCGCGUCAUUGCUCCCCGCGCGGUCGCUGAUACCGUAUUUCAAGAGGUCGAUACUCGACUGCACAACGCCGUGACCGAGAAAAUUAAGGUCACCGACAUUACAAACAGCAUCCCCUCCCAGUUGUUGCAAGAAGUCGGCCGGAUCACCAACUCAAUUGUGUCCCUGAGCUCAUCGGGGAAGGAAGUAGAGGUCACCUUCCUUCAGAAUGAGGUCCAGGACGCCUACGCGCAAAGCCCCAAGGACGUGGUAUUCAGGCUCCUCUUGACGGCAUGCAGCCCUAGUAGCAGCCAGUCACAGCUGCAUCAGCUCGACUCCGACGAUACGGAGAGCGCGAGGUUCAUUGAGGACUAUGGCAACAGCGGCAAGUGGGCAUGGAGGCAUCGAUUAUCGAAAUGGGCCAGGUGGACCUCAGCUACGACCAUGACUUGGACGGAUCAUAACAAAUCCCAUGUCAUACCUCCAGCGGCAUUGAAAUGGAAUAUCCAGCCGAGCCCGAAAGGUGAUGACCUUGCAACGCAAGACGGCUGGCCUGGCCAACUGACUACCGCGACAAGUGCGACCUUCGGCCACGUCCUCCACAAGUUGCCUCCAAACGGUACUCGUCUCGAAUUAGCCAACGGCAAAAACAAGCGGAUCAUGUCUCCCAUCAUCCCACCUCUGACCACCAUCUCCCUCCCCUCUGAGCCUGUCCCAGGGUCCAAGAACGUCACCAUCGUCAUGCACUUCGUCCCUCGGCCCUCCUCCACCCGCUCCGCGGCCGCAGCGCCACAUCUCGAGCUCCGCCUCGACGCCGCAGACGCCAGAAUCCUCACUACAUCAUCCCUCCGCGCCAUCACAGCAAAGCACGUCUCCGAUGUCGUCCUACCGCACAACCGUGUUGAUAUCCGCCUCAAUCAGACGCGGUACGCCGAGCUGAUCGGCAGCGACGCCGUAGUCGCCGCUGUCCCAACCAUCCACAGUUACAUAAGCCACAGCCGCCUCGAAUUGGGUAUGGGCAGCCUCGAGACGCCGGCACUGUUGGGCGCUGUCAAGAUCCCUCGCCGGCUACUCGGGGAGACUGGACGGGGCCGCAAGUCAGGGCCGCCGCGUAAUGGUCAUGUAGAGCUGGACUACAUGUUUGCAGGACUAGAAUUCCACCGCUCCGUGGCUGCCUCCUUCGAGAGAUGGGUAUUGUGCUAUACCAGUAUCGAGGCAGGACAGGGUGGAGGCAGACGAGCUGAGCUGAGCCUCCAGGCGGUUCAGGCUGGGGAGGACUCUUCGGCGUCUGCCGACGAGGCCAACAGUGCAGCGUUUCUGAGAGCUGCGCUCAAGGCAAGCGGAUGCAAAGAGUUGACUUGGGUUGGGGAGAACUGGAAGGACAAAUAG
Messenger RNA from Thyridium curvatum, 2322 nucleotides. RefSeq lists its product as uncharacterized. The transcript has a single exon. Bases 1 to 2322 code for a protein of 773 amino acids. Lineage: Eukaryota; Fungi; Ascomycota; Sordariomycetes; Thyridiales; Thyridiaceae. The record is from RefSeq and is a predicted model, not a curated record. Gene Ontology annotation, cellular component: mitochondrial inner membrane.